Leptinotarsa decemlineata (Colorado potato beetle) is the source of this 1830-nucleotide messenger RNA. RefSeq names its product probable cytochrome P450 49a1. The record is from RefSeq and is a predicted model, not a curated record. Gene Ontology annotation, molecular function: monooxygenase activity; oxidoreductase activity, acting on paired donors, with incorporation or reduction of molecular oxygen; heme binding. NCBI's taxonomy places the organism in Eukaryota, Metazoa, Arthropoda, Insecta, Coleoptera, Chrysomelidae.
UUUAAUCCGAGACGCAUUUGACUGAUAAGUAGGGUGCAGAUUGGUCCUUAUGAUUUUGGUGUGUUCGAGGAGAUUUUGUGCUUUGAUGUGAUUUGGAUUUUGUCUUAAAACUUAGCCAAGAUGUCAAGUGGAGCAACUAGAAAGUUAUUAGCACCAAAAGUCAUUCGAGAUUUUAAAAGGUCAUACUCCAAGGACCGACCUUAUUCCACCGCCCUAGGUGUGAUGCCACGAGUUUACGAGGAUGAUAUUUACGAGUACAAAGUCGAAAAAGUUGACGUCAUCACCAAAGACUACAGCGAAAUACCCGGACCAAAAGAGCUACCCCUCAUCGGCAAUGCCUGGAGAUUCGCCCCUUUGAUAGGUCAGUACAAAAUCCACGAGCUGGAUAAAGUAAUGUGGUCUUUGAGGAAGGAAUACGGGAAAAUAGUCAAAGUAGGAGGUCUCGUCGGGCAUCCGGAUCUACUGUUCGUGUUCGACGGUGACGAUAUCAAGAAGGUAUUCAAACGAGAGGAAACCCUGCCUCACAGGCCGUCUAUGCCUUCGCUCCACUAUUACAAGCAGCAUCUCCAGAAGGAGUUCUUUGAAGGGAAUGAGGGAGUCAUAGGAGUGCAUGGUCCAAAAUGGGAUGUUUUUCGAAAACAAGUCCAGCAAAUUUUGUUGCCACCUUCAACCGCAAAAAAAUAUGUGGAACCUCUAGACAUUAUUGCUACCGAUUUUUUGGACAGAAUGGAACAGAUGCUGGAUGAUAAUAGAGAACUCCCUGACCAUUUUCUAUCAGAAAUUUACAAAUGGGCGCUAGAAUCUGUGGCAAGAGUUUCUCUCAAUACGAGGCUAGGUUGCCUGGAACCCACUUUAUCAAAAGACUCUGAAUCCCAAAGAAUUAUAAAUUCCAUCAACACAUUCUUCUGGAACGUCGCAGAGGUGGAGCUGAAGUUCCCUGUGUGGAGGGUGUACAAGAACAAAGCUUUCAGAAAAUAUAUCGGAGCACUUGAGGACUUCAGAACUUUGUGCUUGAAAUACAUCAACCAAUCAAUGGAGAAGAUGGAAAGUAAAAAUUACGACAACGUUAAAGAAGAAGAUAUUUCAAUUGUAGAAAGGAUAUUGAUCAAAACUGGAAAUCCAAAAUUGGCAGCCGUCCUAGCCUUGGAUCUUUUGCUAGUUGGCGUUGAUACGACAUCCAUAGCAGCUGCUUCAACGAUAUACCAGCUAAGCCAAAAUCCAGAGAAACAGCAAAGGUUGUUCCAAGAGUUACAAGGCAUUCUUCCCAAUCCAGACUCAAAAGUAGAGGCAUCGACUCAAGAGCAUAUGCCUUAUCUGAAGGCAUGUAUAAAAGAAACUCUAAGGAUGUAUCCUGUCAUUAUAGGAAAUGGAAGGAGUCUGCAGUCAGAUACUGUCCUUGCGGGAUACAAAGUACCAAAAGGAACCCAUGUGAUAUUCCCUCAUCUGGUGGUCAGUAACAGCGAAGAAUACAUUGAAGAACCAGAUAAAUUCAUGCCAGAAAGGUGGUUGAAGUCGAGUCACCCCGAAUGUCCAGUGCACCAAAAGAAAAUCCACCCUUUUCUAUCGUUACCAUUUGGUUACGGAAGGAGGUCUUGCUUGGGCAGGAGAUUCGCAGAGACUGAACUGAAUAUUUUAUUAGCAAAGAUUUUCAGGAAAUACGAAGUCGGUUACAAAUAUGGACCACUAAGUUACAAAAUAACCCCCACCUACGUUCCAGAGCAGCCUUUGAAGUUUAAACUCACAAAACGACAAUACUAGAAGAAUAUCUGUCACUUAUAAAUUUAUUAUUUGUUAAUGUAUUUUAUAGUUUGGAAUAUAAAUAUUUUUUUA